Molecule: messenger RNA, 1545 nt
Organism: Branchiostoma belcheri (Belcher's lancelet)
Lineage: Eukaryota; Metazoa; Chordata; Leptocardii; Amphioxiformes; Branchiostomatidae
Product: collagen alpha-2(IX) chain-like
Exons: 6
Coding region: 189-1073 (294 amino acids)
Source: RefSeq, a predicted model, not a curated record
GAAAUCGUACCCCCUCCCCCUUUAUGACGAACAUUGACGGGUGUAGUCUUCUUGUUGGCUAAACAAGCCCCUGUCCCACCGCCCACACUCAUCACGCACUGCUUGGCCCUGUACAAGACCGACAGCCGAGGGGGCGACCUGCUCACAAAACUUCAACAUUUUCUAGUUUUCCCGAUUAACCAGACAACAUGGCGUUUCAGACUAUCUACUACCUCGUGGGUCUAACCCUUCUCGUCUCUACGUGUACAGCACAGGACGAAGUCGACGACAAAGAUGCCAAAAUCAACGAACUUCAAGGACAACUGGACCUCCUGAAGGCCAGAGUGGAAAUGGUGGAAGAGCUCAUUCGAGAAGCAGGCCUCCACAUGCCUGAUCCUAACCAGCCGACUGCGACAGAAGCGCCCAAGGCGAACAGGACGUCUACGGCGGCCUGCCAGUGUCAGGCGGGAGAACCCGGGCCCAUGGGGCAUCAGGGCUGGCCGGGGGUCCGGGGACAACCCGGGAUGAUGGGCCCCAGAGGAAUGAAGGGUGACAUUGGUUCGCCUGGAAGGAUAAUUCUGACCGGAGAGCCCGGAGUGAAGAUACCGGACGUGGUGCCCGGCCCGCCCGGCCCACCGGGUCCCCCCGGCCCGCCUGGUCCCCCCGGUCUGCAGGGUCUACCUGGCGUCACGGGCAUGAAGGGAGAAGCGGGGCUUCCAGGAGAAUCAGCGACCAUCCUUAGCGACGGCACCGGCGAUGAGUGCAGUAUGUGUCCGAGCGGACCGAAAGGCGAUCGUGGCCCGAGGGGAGAGAUCGGUUACCCCGGCCUACCGGGCCUCCAGGGCCGCUCAGGCAUCCCUGGCUACCCCGGAGUUCCGGGAAUGAAGGGACUUCGCGGAGACAGCGGCGCACCAGGAACCUGCGACGCUUCCACUUGCGGAGGGGAGGCCAAGAAAGAACGCGGGAAAAACAGAAACCGCGGCGAACGCAGGAAGGGCAGGCGGGGGAAGGGGCGCAGGCGCAAGAGCGACAAGGAGAACACCAGCACUUUUCACCCCGCACCUGUUCCUACCCCUACUCCCCCUCCGUCUUAAAUGGUAUGGCCCAGGUCCUAGCAACUGAGUAGUAGAGGAAAGGGAAAAUGCAAUAUAGUUUUGGGGGUGGCGAAUAUGGUAAAUGCGAAGAUGCCUAAUUUUCCAAAGCUAUGUUGCACCAUAGAACUUUCCAGUUUCCAUUUUCACAUGUACUUGAAUUGAACAUUUAUUAUCAUAACAGCACUUGGUGACUAUUGUGUUUCCUAUAUAGAUUUUGAUUUGUUCUAUACCAUCGUAUUUUACUUAAUUUUGACAUAGACCUCAGUUUUUAUCCAAAGAUUUUUGAAAAAAAAACACGACCUGACAUGUGUUCGCCUGGCUAAUAAACAACAAACAAUAGAAUGAAAUACACUUGCAUAGAAUGAAAUGUAUGUAAUAAUAUGGCAUGGUGGAGAGAGAUAUAUUGAUAUGUGAUGUUGUUAGGCAAAUGUACACUUAUUAAUGGCACAAGAAUAAACAAUAUCUAAUGGUG